GUUUUGCACGCGCUAUCUGGAAAUUCAGAAACCGAGGUUGGACGAUCGCGUGGACACCGUCAAUAACCAAACAUUUUUCCACCCGUUAUUUGCAUCAUGCACUUCCGGACAAUUUGCCUGCUGAAUGUGGUAGUUAUGGCGCUAGCCGCGGACAAACCGAUCGCCAUCGUCAGUCAAAGUCAAGAUAUAAGUCCGGAUGGAAGUUUUUACUCGAAAUGGGAAACCGCUAAUGGCAUUGCCGUCGAGGAAGAGGGUGUUUUGAAGAAUCGUGGUCAAAAGGACGCGGAAGCCGAAGAAGUUCGCGGCUCGGCCUCGUGGACCGCUCCGGAUGGUACGAAAAUCAACCUCGGCUGGUUAGCUAACGAAAACGGUGCCACAUUUCAAGGGCCGCAUCUGCCAACGCCACCACCCACGCAACCAAUACCCGUUCUCAUCCAGCGUGCCCUCGACUGGAUAGCCGCACAUCCCUCCAAAGACGCGAAAAACGGAUUGUAGUUUUCCGUUACGUUUCGUUCUCAAAAGGACAGUAUCGCGCGAAGAAGUCGACCGCGUGCUUUUUUCUCCGAAUGAUUUAAAGAAUUUGACUUUAUGUACGUACGUCUCUCUGGAAAUUUGAAUUCUCUUGCCUGGAAUUCACCGAAUUACGCUAUCCGUGUGUAAAUUGUUCGAAGAUGAUGCGACGAAGAAAAGCAUUUCGUAAGAACUAAGAUGUAAAACCUUUAGAUUAAACGUAUUGUAGAUCGAUGAACCGACGUUAUUAAUUGAUCGCCAUAAUAUAUUCGUACCUCGCUAUCGAUUAAUUAAAAGAUUGCUUUGUAAAUAACCUAAGUAAUAUAGUACUUUUACAGUCGAUUUAUAUUACAAUAAAGUCGUUUGUGCUCGUGCGACGAGUAUUCAACGGUAAUGAAGAAAUAAAUCGUGUUCGUGUAAAAUUAAGUGAAA
Messenger RNA from Bombus huntii, 942 nucleotides. RefSeq names its product endocuticle structural glycoprotein SgAbd-8-like. Gene Ontology annotation, molecular function: structural constituent of chitin-based larval cuticle. The coding region runs from base 97 to 495 and encodes 132 amino acids. NCBI's taxonomy places the organism in Eukaryota, Metazoa, Arthropoda, Insecta, Hymenoptera, Apidae. Gene Ontology annotation, cellular component: chitin-based extracellular matrix. The transcript is spliced from 2 exons. The record is from RefSeq and is a predicted model, not a curated record.